GAGAAUGGAAGGCGAUGAGAAGGUGAAAGAAGAGGCUCUGCAGAUAAUCGCACUCCACAGAGACCUGCCUCGUCUCAUCGUCUUCGAUCUCGAUUACACUCUAUGGCCUUUCAACUGUCAUUGCUGCAAUGAAGAUAAAAUGCCUUCAUUGUUUCCACAGGCUACCGGAAUAUUAUACGCUCUUAAGGACAAAGGAAUUGAUAUGGUUAUUGCUUCUAGAUCACCAACUCCUGAGAUAGCAACAACAUUUCUUGACAGAUUGGGAAUCCGAUCCAUGUUUGUGGCUGAGGAGAUUUUCUUCAGUAGGACACACAAAACAGAGCAUUUCCAAAGAAUUCAUAGGAGGACUGGGACACGAUUUGAUUCAAUGCUUUUCUUUGAUGAUGAGGACAGUAAUAUUGAAGUGGUCUCGAAAAUGGGUGUGACAAUCAUUUUUGGUACACAAUGGGGUAACCCUUCAAGCUUUGAAGCAGGGACUCUCCGACUUCUCUCAGAAGCCAAGUUCAUCUAGCAGGAACUGUUGAAAAUUAUUUUUUCCUUCCAAGUAGGAAUAUGAUACAACGUCUUGGAAUUUGUUCAAGUGUGGCAAUAAGAACUUUUCACUUUUUGGUUGAUUAAUACUAUCAACUUGAUUGUAUCAGAUAAAUUUUCUAGGUUGCUUGUGGGGAUUCUUCUUAUUACAGUUCUCAUGUCAUGUAUUCUUGUCUCUUAAUCUUGUUUUACAAUAAAGAACAUAUGUUGACAAAUCUAGAUCAGUGAUAAUGAAGACUUGGUC
Molecule: messenger RNA, 775 nt
Organism: Ilex paraguariensis (yerba mate)
Lineage: Eukaryota; Viridiplantae; Streptophyta; Magnoliopsida; Aquifoliales; Aquifoliaceae
Source: the annotation of a GenBank genome assembly